Dentiscutata heterogama is the source of this 1028-nucleotide messenger RNA. The record is from the annotation of a GenBank genome assembly. Lineage: Eukaryota; Fungi; Glomeromycota; Glomeromycetes; Diversisporales; Gigasporaceae.
AAAAAAGCUUUUAUGCUUCAAUGAUCAAAGUGGAACCUCCUGUACCUGGUGCUGUACGAAUAACAUUACAAGCACCAAAUAACCUUAUCAUACCUUCAUAUUGCAAUGGAGGAACUUAUCCUUGUGUUUUUUGGAGCGCGGAUGAAAUUCGAUACCCUGAUGACGGUGCUGGUGUUGCGUUUUUUACCACAAGAGUAGGCUCGACAAAUUAUGUUCCACCAUCAGGUUGUGACUUUUCAAAAGCUCAAUCACCGACAGAUCGGUGUUUUUUCGAUCCAAAUUCUCCAAAUGUCCGUAGCAAUACGCUUCUACCAACAUCUUUUAUUGGUGAUAUUGAAGAUUACACGAUGAUGAUAGAACAUUCUGUAAGAGGAAAGAUUACAUCCAUCGCAAUUCGUAAUGGUUUGUUGGAUGGCCAACUUAUGUCUCACGAUGGUCAAGUACUUAAAACUCUUAGUAAUGCCACAAGGAUGUCUAUUAAUCCUCGUGCUGAUGGUGACAUAUUCACUAUUAAAGAAAUGCUUGAUGCUGCUGGUGCAAAUUUAAAUUCUCCAUCAUCGGCUCCAGGUGCAAAUAAAACUGCGCAUGAAGAUUGCAGAACUUCCGGAAUAGUAGUCGUUAUCGUAAUUGAGUACAAGAAUAAGAAUGAAGAUAUAACCUAUAAGUAUAUACCUCAAGUGAUUGAAGGAAAUGAGUACAAAGCAGUUGAACGAAUUUAUAAUGUUACUGAUGGUUCUGUUACACUGGUUAAUAGACAUGGUAUUCGGUUUGUAUUCCAACAACAUGGAACUAUUGGUCAAUUCGACCUUCUGUCUCUCCUUACAAAUAUUGUUGGAGGUCUUGCACUUUUUAAACUUGCGGAAACUUUAGUAGAAUUUCUUAUGUUAAUGGUCCUUCCAGAAAAAGAAUUUUAUGGAAUUGCAAAGUUUCAGGAAACCAAUAGCUUUGAUGAAUGGCGUAAAAAUCAAAAACAUAUGCAAAAACAGACUCAAAAUUCUUCUACUGGUCAAAAUGUUACAAAUUGUUAA